AUGAAGCCUAUAAUCAUUCCUCAAUAUCGUAUUCAAUUAAAACAUAAAUUUUACAUUAGAAAAAGAAUAUAUAGAGAAUUAUUAUGUGAAUUUUGUUGUACAUGGUUUUUAAUGUUUGCUGGGACAGGGAUAAAUCUUAAUGAAUCUUUAAGAAAUGGACCAGGAAAAACUUUUUUAUCAGGAAAUGUUGGAUGGGUACUUGUAGCUGGUAUGGCAAUUCAUAUGGGAUAUAAUAUCACUGGAUCUCAUAUGAAUCCUGCUUUUAGUUUUAAUUCAUUUUUACUUGAUAUGCUUACAUUUAAAAAUUUUAUUUUUUAUUCAAUUGUCCAAACUCUUGGUUCUUUCUUUGGUUCAUUUUGUGCAUAUUAUGCUUUUAUUGAUGCGAUUAAUAAUUAUGAUAGCGGUUAUCGUCAACUUUAUGGAGAUAAAGCGACGGCUCAUUUAUUUGCCACUUUUCCUUCUCCACAUCUCAGUUUUGUUGGAGGGAUUGUAGAUCAAUUUUUAGCAUCCUUUACUUUAGCAAUAUGUGUAGGUGUAGCAACAGAUAUCAAUAAUCAAAUUCCAAGAUGGGCCCAACCAUUCAUAAUAAGUACAGCAAUUGGUAUUAUUGGAGGAAGUUUGGGUUUAAAUGCUUCAAAUGCUAUGAAUCCUGCCCGUGAUCUUGGACCACGAGUAUUAUUAUUUAUUGUAGGAUAUGGUUGGGAAGUAUUUUCAUUUAAUAAUUACUCUUGGUUUUGGAUCCCAUUAGUUAUCCCAAUGAUUGGAGUACCAGUUGGUACAUGGACCUAUAAUAUCCUAAUAUCCUUUCAAAUAGAAGACGAAUUAUAUUUUCACGAUUUACAAUCUGAGUACCAAAAUAAUCGUCUUGAAAAGAUUGAACAAAAACUAAAAAUUUUAGAAAAAAAUAACGAAAAAGGGGAAAAUUUUAAUUUUAAUACAUUUAAAACAAAUAUUAUUGGUGACGAUUAUUUUAUAUGUUAA
Molecule: messenger RNA, 981 nt
Organism: Strongyloides ratti
Lineage: Eukaryota; Metazoa; Nematoda; Chromadorea; Rhabditida; Strongyloididae
Product: Major intrinsic protein family and Aquaporin-like domain-containing protein
Exons: 2
Coding region: 1-981 (326 amino acids)
Biological process (GO): water transport; glycerol transmembrane transport
Cellular component (GO): plasma membrane; basolateral plasma membrane
Molecular function (GO): glycerol channel activity; water channel activity
Source: RefSeq, a predicted model, not a curated record